Alosa alosa (allis shad) is the source of this 10072-nucleotide messenger RNA. RefSeq names its product nuclear receptor coactivator 1 (gene ncoa1). Gene Ontology annotation, biological process: cellular response to hormone stimulus; positive regulation of transcription by RNA polymerase II. Bases 701 to 4594 code for a protein of 1297 amino acids. The transcript is spliced from 20 exons. Gene Ontology annotation, cellular component: nucleus. NCBI's taxonomy places the organism in Eukaryota, Metazoa, Chordata, Actinopteri, Clupeiformes, Clupeidae. Gene Ontology annotation, molecular function: nuclear receptor binding; protein dimerization activity. The record is from RefSeq and is a predicted model, not a curated record.
GUUGAAAAUGGCGGUGGGCAGACACCAACGCUAGAAUUAAUAGUUUUUAAGCUGCUUGUUUGAACAAUUGAAACAUUACAAACAAGUGAAGGCUGGGAAAGAGUUAGUUAUAAAAUAUUUCCGAAAGGAAUCCACCAAUGGAAACAAAAUAUACGAUGUGUGGCACGUUUUAGGUAACGUUAGGGAAAAUCUUUGCAGCCAUCAACUGGGUAGUUGUAAUUGCAGGGUUGGACAUUUCCAACUGGUAUAAGGUCUCAAAAUAUUCAAAACUUUCCUUUGUCAAUCACGUCUCUCUAUUGACAGAAUUAUCCGAUCACUCUGAAAGCAGUCCGGUGAGGCACUCGUUUUGUCAGUGUUUGCAUCUGAAUGUAUGCAUACAUAAUCGUUUCAAAGCUAGUUGCUUGCUCGCUAGCAAGUAAGAAAUUAGCUAGCUUGCUAGUUGACUAGCUGGCUAGCGUGAAGUUGCCUGGCAUUCGGAGAUUUGACAGCGGAGUGAUUGAACAGUUAAAUGCCAUUGCCGACUAUGCCAUCUCAGCAGUGGGAUGGUGAUUCAUGAAGGUAAGGGCAUGGCACUGUAGCCCCAUCUCCACCUGACCUAAGCCUGCCUGCUCCUGCCCCCACUGCAGAGGAUCAUAUCCACUGCAGCCACCCAUGAUUGCCAUUCUGGAGCCAUAGAUCAAAAGGUGUGCUGAAGCUCAACAUGAGUGCCACUGAUGACGGCACACUUGAACCUGCCUCCCUAGAGUCCCGCAAAAGAAAGGGCUCGCCAUGCGACACAUCUGGGCAGAGUGUGGAGAAACAGAGACGGGAGCUGGAGUGUCGCUAUAUAGAUGAGCUGGCAGAAUUACUUUCAACCAACAUGGGUGAAAUUGCCAGCUUGAGUGUCAAGCCAGACAAGUGCCAGAUUCUGAAAAGCACUGUGGAUCAGAUCCAGCAGAUCAAGCGUCGCGAGCAAGAAAUGGCACAGAAAGCAGAUCUAGUUUCUUCAGAUGAUGAGGUGCAGAAGAGUGACAUAUCAUCAAGCAGUCAAGGAAUGGUGGAAAAAGAGGCUCUUGGACCACUGUUAUUAGAGGCCCUAAAUGGCUUCUUCUUUGUGGUGAAUCGGGAGGGUCGGAUUGUUUUUGUAUCUGAGAAUGUGACUAGCUACCUGGGUUACACCCAAGAAGAACUGAUGACUUCCAGUGUCUAUAGUAUCCUUCACGUUGGUGACCAUAAUGACUUUGUGCGCAGUCUGCUGCCUAAGAGCUUGGUGAAUGGCGUGCCAUGGCCUCAAGAAUCAGGUCGAAGGAACAGUCAUACCUUUAACUGUCGUCUGCUGAAGAGGCCACCAGAUGAGGUAGACUCAGCGAACCAGGAAGCACGUCAGCAGUAUGAGUCUAUGCAGUGCCUCACUGUGUCUCGGUCUGUGUUGGAAGAGGGUGAAGACCUGCAGAGCUGUCUCAUCUGUGUUGCUUGCCGAGCACCCCGUCCACAGCAGGCCCCUGUUGUUACGGAGUCCUUCAUCACAAAGCAAGACCCAACAGGAAAAAUAAUCUCCAUAGAGACGAGUGCUCUAAGAGCCACUGGUCGGCCGGGUUGGGAGGACCUGGUCAGGAAAUGCAUCUAUGCCUUUUUCCAGCCCCAGGGCAAGGAGCCCUCCCAUGCCAAGAAGCUUCUUCAUGAGGUGAUGACCCAUGGUACAGCCAUCAGUCCACUGUACCACUUCAUACUCAGUGAUGGAACUUCUCUCAGUGCCCAGACACGUUGCAAGUUUUGCUGCCCUCCUAAUCCUGAUGUACAGCCCUUCAUCAUGGGCAUCCACACUAUUGACAGGGAACACAACACUGCUUGCUCUCAGGAAAACUCUACCCCUCGCCUUCCACUACCCCUCAGCAGUUCCAGCCAGUCGCUCCUUUGUCGCUCCCCUGCUAUCCAACCAGCCAGUGAAAUUGUCAACAGCCUACAUUUGAACAAUGGCAACAAUGCCAGUACAGGCUUAGCUACACCCACUACCCAUGGAGGGUACCUGACCCCAAGUCGUGUUGGCCUCCAACAGGUCAGCAGCCCCUCUACAUUGAGCUGUCCCCUCACAGUAACCCCUACCUCUUUCAUGUCUCCCAGACCUCCACAAGGGAGCCCUGGUCUGGGUAGCCCUCGUGUGCCUGGAGGGCACCCUUUCUCCCCACCUUCUUGUGGACCAGGCGGCCUGCACUCUCCAGCAAGUGUGCUUGCCGGCCAGCAGAUAGGUGAAAAAGGAACAGCCACCACCAUAAGCUUCUCCCUUCCCACGAGGCAAACACUCACCCCUACUAGCUCCCCCAUUUGUAUACCCCCUGGACAACCCAUAGAGGAGACACAGAUUGGGGAUGAUGACUCCAAAGUAGCUGUGCUGUGCAACCUGAAACUCAAUCAGCUGCUGGAUGGGGGAGUGUUGGUCUCAAGUAGCCAGUCAGCUAAUCAAGAGCCUUCUCAUCUCCCACCUCUAUCUGUCCAGUGCCCUGCCUCACACAGUACGCUGACGGAGCGCCACAAAAUUUUGCAUAGUCUUCUACAAGAUAAUAGCCCCGUGGAACAGGCUGAUGCCAACAGGAAGGAGCCUGACAUCAAGAAAGAGCCUCCAGUCAGCCCUAAUUGUGGCUCCAGGGAGCCUCAAGACCACCAAUUGUUGCGCUUCCUCCUCGACACAGAUGAGAAAGACCUGGGAGACCUGCCCCCACCAGCUGCUCUCAGUCUGCAAACAGUACGUGUGAAAGCAGAGAAGAAAGGAAAUGGAGGAACAGAGAGUGUAUGUGCUGCAAACACAGCCAUUAACUCCCCAAAAGAGAGUGAGAAGACCAGUAGCUCGCACUUUUCUACUUCUGACUCAGAUACUCUUAACCAGCUGCUACCAUCCAUUGGGGCUAUUGGACGGAUAAAGCCUGCAGAGAAGGGUGUUCCCUGUCCUGCAGAGGACAAUAAAACAAAAAGUGUCAGUGUCAAGGAGGAGCCUCCCGGAACACCAGGCCAUGGACGCCCUAAGGAAGAAAUAGCAGAUACACAGCCUUUCCAGCCGGUGGCCUUGGGGGAUGCGCUGCCCUUCGACAGUAGCUUGGUAUCCCCAACACCUUCUCAUUUGCCGUCCCCAGAAGAGCAGUGUGUUCCUUGCCCAAUGGAUGAGAUGCUCUGCCCUCCCACAACCCCAGAGGGCCGCAAUGAUGAGAAGGCCUUGCUGGAGCAGCUGGUAUCUGUCUUGAGUGGCACAGAUGAGAGUGAACUUGCAGAGUUAGACCGCGCACUUGGCAUUGACAAGCUGGUUCAGGGUGGAUGUCUUGAACCAAUCCUUCAGCGACUUCCCACCCAGCCCUCUUCAGCAUCCAGUGUGACCACAGAUCCAAAGUUGACAGCAUACUCCGCUCCAUUCCCCCUCAAGUCCUCAAGUCCUCCUCAGUUCCCUUCAGAUUUGGGUGGAGCACAUGGGUUUGGCCUUGGAUCACCACGGGGAACUUUCCAUGGGGGGAUGGCUUUGAGGCCUGGAAUGCCUCGUACUCCUACCACGUCCAAUCAACUCCGCCUACCCCCAAACCAGCUUAGACUCCAGCUCCAGCAGCGACUGCAGGGACCACAGCAGAAUCGCCUUAUGGCUAUAGGACAGUUUUCACAGGGAGGGCAUAUUUCUGUGGGACUACAUCAAUCAGGUUUGCAACCACCACAACUGCCAUCACAGCCUCCACUGAAUGCUCAAAUGCUGGCUCAGCGGCAAAGGGAGCUCUACAGCUUCCAGCACAGACAACGACAGAUUCUCCAGCAGAAAGUCAUAAUGAUGAGCCAGAGCAUGGCCCCAGGACUGGGGGUCCAUCAAGUACCUAAAAGUCUUCAGCAGCAAGGGCCAGCCCAGGGCCAAGCGCAGAGCCAACAUCAGCAGUUUGGUUACUUAACUAGAUAUAGCACUGCAUCAAGUACCACCCCCACCUCACCCAGUCAUUUCAAUCAGAUGGGAGGGCCUCUGGACUUAAAGCUUCCUGGAAGGGUGACCUUGGAGAAUCAGAGUAUGAUUGGAACUGUGCAAGGGCAGUUUGGAGCAGUAGUAAAUUCCCCUGGACAAUACGGCAUACUUCAACCAGGAGACUCAUCUUUCCUACCUGAACUUAGUCCAACCAGCCAUCUUCUGUCACCACAGAAUACCUCACAGAAUGCUUUGUUGCAACAGGCCCCACAGUCAACUAUAUACCAGUCACCUGACAUUAACAAGAAUUGGCAGCAAGCUGCAAUAGGCAGUAACAGUCUGUUUAACCAGGCUGGACAGAAUGCCCCCCAGGCUUUUGGACAGCAGGGUCUAUACAAUAACAUGAGUAUAACUGUGUCCAUGGCUGGUGCCUCGGAAGCUGUUGGAUCAAUACCUCCAAUGGGUCCUCCUGUUGCUAUGGGCAACAACAACCUCUGCAGUGUCAGCUCCAUAUGUAAUGAUCAGGUACAGCAAGUCCAGGUGUUUGCUGAUGUUCAGUGCACAGUAAAUCUGGUAGGAAGUGAAUCCUAUCUCAGCCAGCCAGGUCCUAUGGGAAUCCAUAAAGGGCAGAGUGGAGCCCAAUCAGCCCAGACACAGCAGAAGAGUCUCCUACAGCAGCUCCUGACAGAGUGACUCCAGCACUAUCAUUGAGGAUAUGGUAGAGGAGCCUCUCAACACAGAAAUAUAUCUUCCUCACCUUUGAUUCCUUUUACAGUGUACCAGCAGGAUUACUGAGUGUGGGGUUAUGCUAAGGGGAGGUUCCCUUGGCAGUAAGGGUAUCUUUGAGCCCAACUUCAAAAUCAGUUUCUCUGUGGAGGAAGAUCCAAUUACAGACCAGCUUUAUGUUUGAGGGACCUGCUACCUCUCCUUAGUUCUGCCUUCUCAGUCAAUGUCUGAGUGGUACUACUUGGGGACCAGGGUAGCAUCUGAAUCCAGAUGGGUCAUUAUUGAAAACUUUGGCCAUUUUCUAGGAGGAUUCAUGAACGAUGGCUUUGGCCAAUUCUUGGGGAUUGUGUUAAUUUCUCAUGCAUUGAAGGCUUAGUUUCAGCUGGAUCUGUGACACAUGGCUCUCCUCUGCAGUGCCUGAUGGGAUAACUUUCCCAGUUUAAUUUUAAUAUUAUUUUAGGGCUGUUUAAUUCAUAUCUGUCUGUUGUCAAUGGCAGAACAAUUUUCAUAAGGAUGGGAUACUGCACUGGUUUUAAAAGUCUAUGACUUUUCCUGGGAGAGUGCCCCCACCCCUCAGCAGCUGUGAAGAAGAGCUUUGCAGGCUCCUGUUGGCCUCUCAGUGCAGGUUGGCAUUGUUGUACAGCACAGGCAAAGACAUUCUCUUUUUACCUACCUACCUUAAAACAACUGUCACUUUUAAACCAUCAAUAUUGUGGAUUUCUUAAAUCAGGUUUUCUAUGCUAUAAAUGGGACAUGUGCUUUUGUUAUGUCAAAUUUAUGAUUUCCCCUCAAUGAAGUUAUGUUUUACACAGAGAAAAAAAGUAUGGAAAUGUAACUUAACUAAAUCUUGUCAGACGAUAUUCAGAUAAAAAAAAGAUAAUGUAAUCAGAAUAUGGAAAUAUAUCUAAUCAAGUGUGAAGUAAAUGUUACAAUUCACCUUCAGUCCUUUAAAGCAUCUCAAGGAAAUAUGCAUCAAUGUGAUGCACCAAAUACUAUAUUCCCAAGUGUAAAACAUACAUACAGUUCAUUUUCUCUGGAUCAGAUGUGAUAAUAUCACUGGUCAUCCCACUAAAGGCUGCACACUACAGAUUUUGACUGCUCAUGUGACUACUGUGCUUCAGUCAGACACUGUCUAUCAGCACUACAUUUUUUUCUCUAUAUUAUUCCGCUUCUAAGGAUCCACAAUUCCAAUUAGUACAAUAUUUUCACAUACCUCAAGGCUGGGAGAAACAGUGCAUCUUACCAAGCAAUAACCUUAGACAACCUUAGACAGGGUUUAGACAACAGAUUCCUUAAAUAUUCUUGUUCAUUGUGGUGUAUCAGUAUUUGACCCAGAGGAAUUAAAUGUUCAAGGGGAAAGCCGUUCCUAUCAAUGUCUAUUUCUGCAUACCAGUUUCUUCACAAAAUGUGCAAAUGUUACUCUAGGAUGGCAGAUCAACUUAUUUUUUUAUACUACUCAAAUUUAGUCAAUGUUGAGGAUGUGUAUGGCUUUUGGUGUGUGUACGUGUGUGUGUACGUGUGUGUGUGUGCAUGUGUGCGUGUUUGCAUUUAUUUCUAUGCUGUGUAUUCAAAGACUGGCUCAGAGGCCCUCUCUUCUGCCAUUCCACAAGACAUCCUCUUUGCAAUUGGAUAACAGUUUGGUAUGGACUUGGUCAUUUUGGUUACGUUAAGACAUGUCUGGAAAAGCUGAAUGUCUUCCUGUCCGUUUUGUGUGUUUAAUUAUGUGGUUUUUUUUUUUUUCGUUUUGUUUUUUUGUAAGGGAGAUGAGAACUUGUUUGAAUUUGUGGAUAUGAGAUACAUUUGUUCAGGUCUGGAAAUGGUUCGUUGCUAAUGCGUAAUAGCAAGAAUUUUGCAAGAUGGACAGGAGGAAUGUCAUACAGUAUACUGUAUAAACACUAUUGUGUUUUUGUUUUGUUUAUCUUUCCAAGAAAUGGUGAAGUCAGUGGGUUCCUGAGCCUGUUUUUAACUGAAUAAUUAACCUAUGAUUUUUCAAAGAUUAAUAGAUGGAUAAAUAUACACACAUAAAAAAGGAAGCCACAAAAAUUAACAGAAUGCUUGUGACUAGUGUUUUGCUUGUUUGUUGACCAACUGAUGUUACCUUUAAAACAUUUUUUAAAUGUUGCUAAGAUGGGGUUGUAACAUUUCUGCUGUGCCUCUCUGGGAACUGGCUUUCCUUUUUUGAGAGUUGAUAUGAUUACAUCUCGUGUAGUUUUUGAUUGGAUUUAUCCAUUUUAGUCUGGUAACAAGCCCCCUUUUCCCACUGUAUUGGACAUAGGUUUAUGCCAAAUAUCUAGCACUGUUUUACUAUUCCUGUUAACAAUGAUUUAGUCUAUCAUGCAAGUGAUUCAGUGGCGAUGGUUUGCAUUCAGUACAGCACAGACAUGCAAAGAAAUUUGAAACUUUGCUCAACCAGUUAGCUUGUAUAUAACAGAUGAUGUGAGUAUAUAUCUGUUAAGAAUCAAUUGUAUGUAGAGCUUCAAGUUUGUGGUCAUAACUCACUUCCAUUUUUCUUUUAUUCUCUUGUGUUUGUUUUUAGUUGUGUGUUUGUUGUCUGUCUGUGUGGGAGAGAAAUAGAUACUGUAUAUCUGAUGUUAUAAUUGGAUGUCUUGUUUUUUUGUUUUUUUUUUUUUUUUCAAACUGCCUACAUUUUUCCUGUGGGUGAUCAGAUUGCUCUACACAUGAGAGAAUGGUUUAAGCGACUGCUGAAUGUGAUAUUGCUGAGAGAAGAGCAGCAAGGACUGGCUUUUGUACGGGUUAAUUUUAAAAGGCCAUAUUAUUUAAUUUCUCUGUUGUGAAAGCUUAAACAAAUAUGAAAAGGUGGAACCUUGUUUUUUUUUUUUUUUUACAGAACACUACCAAUGUGCUUUAGCAAACUGUUAUUGGUUACCUGGUAUGUCUUUCCAUGAGCCAGUGCUGUUUGAGAAGUAAAGACCAAAGCUUCAUGAUGUUCAAAGCCUCAUGCCAUAUGCAAGCCUCAUAUUUCUGGAUGAGACAAAUUUAGGAUUGAUUUCCUUUGACAACUGUCCUUUACCCUACAUGGAUAUACACUACUAUUGUCCAGCUUUUGCAUUGUAGACUUGUUUUCAUUUCUCUGCAUUCUCCUAACAUUUCCUGCUGACAUACUGGACAUAGUUGCCUCUCACCCUCUCUGCUAUGGAUGAGCCCGAUUGGCCUGUCCAUUGUAGACUUGGGCCUAGAUGUUUUAAAAAUGACCGCCAAAUUAUUGCCAGUUUCUGACUAAAAGCAAAUUACCGCCUGUUUCUGUUAAAAGCAGGUGUAAUCCAAAUUGCUGUUAAAUGCGUCAAUUAGAGAAACUUUCAGAGACAGUAUUCAGGGCAUCACUUUUCUUCAUUGUACUAUGUCAAAAUAAACCUUAACUUUUGUUUGCCUUUCUAAUAUCGUAUUUUCACUUCACUUCACAACAUCCACUUCCCAAUCUGCUAAAUUAGCGUCAUAGCCCUAGUCUACGUGCAGUAAAUAGUUCAAGUAUUUUUUUAAGUGGAUUAGUAGAACUACUAGGCCUAUUCUGUAUGUCACUGCUCGUUGACAACUUCUUAUCAUGGACGAUCGCUAAACUUUGAUUCUUUUUAAUGUUGCAAUCGGUUACAUCCAUUCAAUUGUGCUUGUGUUUCAGCUGUGGGCACACAAUUUGCAUUGUAAAGGAGGUGGGGACGGGUGGUGAUGAGCGCUGUUUACUUAAUGAAGUGAAGUGGCGCUUAGUAAAUUCCAUACAAUAUGGCAAAGUACAUUUCCCCUUCCUAUUUGUCCUGCUGACAUACUGGACUUUGCCUCUCACUGUCUCUGUAAGCCCCUUUUUUCACCCUUUUUUCAAGCCAACAUGUCAUGUUUACUGGGCAGAAAUUUAACUAAUGGUUUACAAAAAGUGAAAUCUAUGCUAUGCACCUUCAACAAAGCAUUUCUUUUGACACUUUAUUCUUAUUUAAUUCUUAAUAUUAGUAAUUGACAGUUAAUAUCAUUAUUUUUAGAAAUUGUUCGUCAGUUCUUUACACCAAAUUUGAAGUGCCUCGUGUGUGUGUGUGUGUGUGUGUUUUUAUUUUUUUUUUUCAUAGAGGACUUCUCACUCUUCAAUGAUAAAGUACUAUAAUGACAAUUUUCUUAUAUCAACCUUUGUAAAACAUAAUUGCUGUAUUUUGCAUAAAUUUUGUACUCGGUAAUAUCCAGGAAUUUGCAAGAAAUACAAUCUAGUUUUGCACUUUAUAUCAGAUAAUAAUGUUGAGGGGCCAUUGGUUGUAAAAAAAAAAAAAAACAGUUCUAGAUCAUGGUGGAAAAGAAAUCCCAUAGAUUUAAUUUAAUGUCUGUUUUAAAUACUUAAUAAUCAGUAAGACAAUAGAACUUACAAUUAUCAGGUUCAUCAGAGAGAACUUAGCCAUAGUCCCUUUACAUGAAUAGAGACUUGUCCUGUUACAUUCUCAUGGUUUCUCAGUAUUCUGCACUGCAGAUUCUCUGAAAACUAUGCCUAUGUAUUCUUCAGGUGUUUCUUGCCUCUUCCCUCAAAUCUGUCCCACUAGUAGUGUUUCUGAUUCAGCCUUUCAGUACAUUCCUCAUUGUCAUGUACUAUCUACUUUACCAUGAAGCAAGUCUUAUAAUGUAGAUAAAUGGAGGAGUUGUAUACAAUGAUGUGUACAAAUGUGCAUUGAAAGAGACAUAUUGUGCUUUCAGGCAGACAUGCAGAUUAACAAGUAAUAUUUAAUUGCAUACCGUUUCCAAUCGGUUUGGUGUUGUAUAAAUCACAUCUUCACUGUCUGAAAACAUGAGUAUCAUUUAACCAGAGAUGUUGACUAAUGUGUUGCCUUACACAUAAUUAUAGCUUGUUUUUUGUCAGCCAGGGGUUGAAUGCUUAUCUCUUCCCAUUUUAAUGGUAGUGCUCCUUAGAAACAAGGUUCCACUUUUUCCAUGUAAAAGUAAUAUAAAGAAUAUGUGUGUGUGUUUGUGUGUAUUACUUUACUCAUUUUGUCCAGUUUUGUAUAUCAUACUUGUUACUUCUUCUGGAAAGGCAUCAGUGCAGCUGCGUGGGACAAUAUGAAUGAAGAUGUUUUUUUUGUUUGUUUUUUUAAAGACUGCAUGUUUCUCUCUCCAUGACUCGCAUGGAGAUUCUUAAUUUUCAUUGGAUGUUUUAGACAAUCAGUCACAUACUGGGUCCAGCACCUGCGGGAUUAUCCUGAAGGCUAAAAAACUGUUUUUCAUCUACUGAAACAGUCUUAUUUUUUAAGUCCAUGUAAUGGAAUUAUAUGGCUACUCAAACUGAAAUAGAUCAAUUUUACUCAUGUACACAUACACACCUUGUGCAUAUAGCCUUUUUGUUGCUUUUCCAAGGUGAACAUGCUGACCUUGAAGGAAAUGAUGAUGCUUUGACUAACAGAAUCUCUAUAACAUCCAUGAAUGUGAGAAUGCAACACAUUGCAAUAAAAGCACCAUUCAAAACAA